Messenger RNA from Fopius arisanus, 1945 nucleotides. It is a transcript of the gene Eno, whose product is annotated as enolase. Bases 317 to 1621 code for a protein of 434 amino acids. Gene Ontology annotation, cellular component: phosphopyruvate hydratase complex. The record is from RefSeq and is a predicted model, not a curated record. Lineage: Eukaryota; Metazoa; Arthropoda; Insecta; Hymenoptera; Braconidae. The transcript has 8 exons. Gene Ontology annotation, molecular function: phosphopyruvate hydratase activity; magnesium ion binding. Gene Ontology annotation, biological process: glycolytic process.
CUCUCUGUUUUAUCAGCUAAGGCAUUCCGAAUUUAUUACGUAACACAUACACUAAUUCCUCCAAUCUUUAAACUCGAGGUCAUCCCCAUUUAAAUCAUUCACGAGAAAGAAAUUGAAGUUGUCAUCGAAAUUUUAGAAGGUGCUUAUAAAAAGCAACUCCAACAAGUCUGCGCCAAUAACGGAUGAUCGAACAUAAAACGGCCACAAUUGGAGGUCAGUGGUAGGUCACACAAGAUCAUUCUACGUUGAACAUUCAAGACCGUCUGUCACGUUUUCGCAUUGGAGAGCCCUAACCUCAAAGUGCAACUUUAGCACAAUGUCGAUCCAGAGCAUCAAAGCCCGUCAGAUUUACGACUCUCGUGGUAAUCCAACUGUCGAGGUUGAUCUUGUUACCGAAAAUGGGCUGUUCCGAGCAGCAGUUCCGUCUGGCGCAUCCACCGGUAUACACGAGGCGCUUGAGCUACGUGACAAUGAUAAAUCUAAGUACCAUGGAAAGUCCGUCUUGAAGGCUGUGGAUAACAUCAAUAGCAUUAUUGCUCCCGAGUUAUUGAAGUCUGGUCUGCAAGCAACCGAACAAAGGGCCAUCGACAAUCUUCUGCUUAAGAUCGAUGGCACACCCAACAAAGCAAAACUGGGAGCCAACGCAAUUCUCGGUGUUUCUCUAGCAGUUUGCAAAGCCGGAGCUGCCAAGAAAGGCAUACCACUUUACAAAUACAUUGCUGAGCUAGCUGGCAACAAGAAUAUCAUUCUCCCUACUCCAGCCUUUAAUGUAAUCAACGGUGGCUCUCAUGCUGGCAAUAAAUUAGCGAUGCAAGAGUUUAUGAUUCUCCCCGUCGGUGCUGCUAAUUUCACUGAGGCCAUGAAAAUGGGCAGCGAAGUUUAUCAUCAUCUCAAGAAUAUUAUCAAAAACAAGUUUGGUCUUGAUGCCACAGCUGUCGGUGACGAAGGUGGUUUUGCUCCUAAUAUUCUCGACAAUAAGGAGGGCUUAAAUCUUAUCAAUGAAGCUAUUAAGAUUGCCGGAUAUGAAGGAAAAAUCGAGAUUGGCAUGGACGUGGCGGCCUCCGAGUUCCACAAAAAUGGAAAGUAUGAUUUAGAUUUCAAAAACGAAAAAUCGGACCCGUCGACUUACCUUGAGCCAAAGGCACUUGAAGCCCUCUAUCUAGAUUUUAUCAAGAACUAUCCGAUUGUUUCAAUUGAGGAUCCGUUUGACCAGGAUGGCUGGGAUUCGUGGACUUCAAUCACAGCAUCGACACCCAUCCAAAUUGUUGGUGAUGACUUGACUGUUACCAAUCCGAUCAGAAUUAAAACGGCGAUUGAGAAGAAGGCUUGCAACUGUCUCCUUCUGAAAGUCAACCAGAUUGGCAGUGUAACUGAGUCAAUAGAUGCCCAUAAGCUAGCGAAAAGCGCAGGAUGGGGCACAAUGGUAUCCCAUCGGUCAGGAGAGACCGAGGAUACAUUUAUUGCAGACCUGGUCGUCGGUCUGUCCACUGGACAGAUCAAAACGGGCGCACCCUGUAGGUCUGAGCGUUUAGCUAAGUAUAAUCAGAUCCUUCGUAUCGAAGAGGAACUUGGUGCUGCUGCCAAAUACGCCGGCAAGGAAUUCCGCAACCCUACAGCUUAAGCAAUCUCUUCAAAUAACAUUAUCACUUCACAAAUAUUGCAAGUAAAUGCUCGGAGUGAAAAUACCAUUUGGUCGUAUUAAUUUGUCUGCGAAUUUAGUGUCGUUUCUUUCAAAAUGUAACAUUUUCAAUGUUGAUAAACAUGUAAUUCGGGAAAUCAUACUACAUUAGUCAUUCGGAGGAAAAUUGAGUUCGAAGCGCAAGCUUCAGUAGUUACCGAACAUUGAAGUAUAAAAAUGUUAAGGUUUCCUAAAUUUUAUGGUAGUACGAAUUGUUGUAUCGUAAUCGAUGCCAUUGAUUCAAUAAAGUAAAAAUGAUAAAUUAUC